AUGUCUGCCCUGCCUCCCGCGAAGCGGCUUGCCGCCUGUGCUGGGUCACUGCCGUCUUCGUCUUCACUUCCCACAGAUGCGUCCUCUGCCUCGCUGGCUCCUACCCCCGUAGGGGGGACUCCGACCACUUCUUUUUGUCCCGCGACAGCUUCAGUCUCGUUCUCCUCUUCCUCGUCCGUCUCGGCUGGUGCCUAUGCGGGGCCGGUUGUCUCGUUUCACCAGCCGUCGCGGACCGCGCCCGUCCUUCUCCCAGGGAAAUCGUCCUCCUCCGCUUCCUCUGCUGCCUCUGCCUCUCUGCCCGCCACCCCCCCCCGCGGCCUGCCCUUUGCGCCCUCCGCCGCGCCCUCCCACGCGCCGCGCUUCACAGUCUACGCCUCGACUCGCCAGGCCAAAACCUGCCCGUACUGUGGACCAUCGCGGAACGGAGCGCAGACGAUCGUUUUCGAUUCAAGCAGCGGCGACCAGCUGUGCAGAGAAUGCGGCUUGAUCGUCGAGGAGAAGGUGCUGAGCGAAGAACAAGAGUGGCGCAACUUCUCUGCUGAAGCGGCAAGCAGCAGCCGAGGAGGCGCGGACCGGAACCGCGUCGGCGACGCCCUCGACUCGUGGCUGGAAGAUGGCGGCAUCGGCACCACGAUGCUCGUCGCCUCCGGCGGCGGCCCUCUGGCUGGGAAGGCGGCCUCGAGUGCGAAGCGGCUCCAGCAGCUCCACGAGGCCACGACUGCCGGCCUCGGCUCCGGUGCCGGCAGCGGAGACAGGCAGCUCAAGGUGGCCUUCAACUACAUCCGGCUCAUUGGAGAAGCCUUCGCUCUUCGAGACAAUGUCCUCGAACGAGCGAAAGAAAUCACCAAAGAUCUAAUGCAAGACGGCGUUCAACUUCGGACGCGGAGCAACGCGACGACGAUGCUUGCCAUCAUCUAUUUGGCGUGCCGAGAAGCGGGGAUCACGCGAACGGUGAAGGAGCUGGUUGUGUAUGACCGGGCCAUUUCGGAGAAAGAGCUUGGCAAAGCCAUCAACCGCAUCAAGAAGCUCUUGCCGCAGAGGGGAGGCGUCAGCAGUGCAGAAUCGGCGACGCAGUUGCUGCCGCGCUACUGCUCUCGACUUCAACUCAGCAUGCAUGUGGCAGACGUGGCGGAACACGUCGCCAAAAGAGCGACUCAAGUCAUCAUUUCCUCUCACAGACCAAACUCCGUUGCCGCUGCGGCCAUUUGGCUCGUUGUUCAACUUUUGAAUGCAAGCGCAAACCCGAAUUUGCCAAAGGCGUCGGAGAUCGCCAGCGUCACAGGCGCGGGCGAGCACACGCUGCGCUCCAUUUAUAAAGAUAUGCUGGAUGUCGCUGAGCACCUGCUUCCCCGGGAGUUCCAGCCUACUGUUGAGGGAGGGCUUGAUGGCCUCAGAUCUCGAAACUCGUCGAGAAAGAGGAAAGCGAACGAGAUCCCGUCCUGA
This is a messenger RNA of Besnoitia besnoiti, 1443 nucleotides long. Its product is annotated as transcription initiation factor IIB. The transcript is spliced from 3 exons. Gene Ontology annotation, cellular component: transcription preinitiation complex; nucleus. Lineage: Eukaryota; Apicomplexa; Conoidasida; Eucoccidiorida; Sarcocystidae. Gene Ontology annotation, molecular function: TBP-class protein binding. The record is from RefSeq and is a predicted model, not a curated record. Gene Ontology annotation, biological process: transcription preinitiation complex assembly; DNA-templated transcription initiation. The coding region runs from base 1 to 1443 and encodes 480 amino acids.